Diuraphis noxia (Russian wheat aphid) is the source of this 668-nucleotide messenger RNA. RefSeq names its product Coiled-coil domain containing 53 (gene CCDC53). Gene Ontology annotation, biological process: actin filament polymerization; exocytosis. Gene Ontology annotation, cellular component: WASH complex. NCBI's taxonomy places the organism in Eukaryota, Metazoa, Arthropoda, Insecta, Hemiptera, Aphididae. The record is from RefSeq and is a predicted model, not a curated record.
AUAAUAAUGAUAUAGCAGGACAGAUAUAGAUGAAAAGACUAGAUUAGAUUGGAAUUGACUAUAAAUUGACUAAUUAUGAAUUUAGUUUUUGGUAUUUGAAUAUUUAAUAUACUGUGCCAUAAUAUUAUUUCUUCAAACAAACAAAAAUGGAAGAACUUAAAAAAAUUCCUCCAAUGGAACAACGUCAAUUAGUUACAUAUAUAAAUCACUUUAUUCGAUCCACUGUAACAUUUUUAAACAAUUUCAUGACACACUGUGAAGCAAAAAUGAUGAAAUCUGAACAACGGUUACAAAAAAUUUCAGCAUCCCUGUGCAUAUUAGAAACUAAGUUAAAUUCUGUUCCUGAACUACGAGAACUGCAGUCAUCUCAAUUUCAAACAAGUGAACCUCCUUGCAAUCAAUUAAAAGAUAAUUCAUUUAAUACUGAAGGAACUAAUAAACAUAAUAAAACUGAGACAACCACUGGACUUAAAACAGUGACAACUGAUGAACAUGGUAAAACUGAAGACAAUAUUAUUUCAGAACCAGCUGUUGUAGAUGAAAGUUCUAAUGAGCCAAUUGUGGAUCCAACAAUAUUAAAAUACCGAAAAAUGAUUCAAUUUGGUGUGCCUAGAGGGGCUGUUGAAUUAAAAAUGGUCAAUGAAGGAUUGGAUCCAAAACUGUUGUGA